AUGAAGUUUAGGUUGUGCCAUCUCUUGCUGUUAUUUACCUUCUCUGCGUCUUUGCAUGCCGUGUUUGGUUUAAAUAAUGAGGGGGUCGCUUUAUUGUCACUUUUGAGGCGAUGGACCUCGGUGCCAUAUUCCUUGAGGUCCGGUUGGAAUACUUCAGAUUCCACUCCAUGCAAUUGGGUUGGUAUAGAAUGUGAUAGUAAGAAUAAUGUUGUCUCUUUUAACCUCUCCAGUUAUGCAAUUUCUGGUCAGCUUGGACCUGAAAUUGGUCACUUGAGAGAGUUGGAGAUUAUUGAUUUGAGUUCUAAUGAUUUCUCUGGUAAUUUACCAGAAGCUCUAGGCAAUUGUAGUGCACUUAAGUGCUUGGAUUUGUCUUGUAAUAGAUUCACUGGUCAAAUACCUGAUAAUUUCAAGCACUUGCAAUUUUUGAGCGCCCUGGUUUUAAAUAACAAUUCUUUAGAAGGCGAAAUACCCGAAUCAUUGUUUCAAAUUCCAGGUUUACAAGUAGUGCUUUUGCAUUUCAACUAUUUUAAUGGUUCAAUUCCUAGUAAUGUUUGUGAUAUGGGUGAGGUUGAACUGUUAUGGUUAAGUGGUAAUAGGUUAUCUGGUACCAUUCCAGAGUCUAUUGGGAAUUGCAGUAAAUUGCAAGCUCUUCUUUUGUUUGAUAACAAUCUAGUGGGUGUUUUGCCAGAGAGUCUAAACAAUCUUAAAAAUCUUAUUUAUUUGGAUCUUCAAAAUAACAGUCUUACUGGUAGCAUCCCUUUGAAUUUUCGAAACUGCAAGGAUUUGAAGUUAUUGUCUUUGUCAUAUAACAAUUUUAGUGGGGAGAUUCCACCAGAAUUAGGGAACUGUAAGUCCUUGGAAAGCUUGCUGUUACAUACAAACCAACUUGAAGGUAGAAUUCCAGCUGAGCUAGGCCUACCAGAACAGCUUUCUCGUCUUAACCUUUCUAAAAAUCGUUUGUCGGGGAAGAUUCCACCAGAAUUAGGGAAGUGCAGGUCCUUGGAAAUAUUAAACUUAUGGAAAAACCAACUUGAAGGCAGAAUUCCAGAUGAGCUAGGAAUGCUGAGUAAUUUACGGUAUCUUAAACUGUCUUCCAACAAUCUAUCAGGUGAGAUUCCAUAUAUAAUAUUGUAGCUUAGCUUUCUAUACCAUGUUUACGUGCUCUCGAUGUCAUUGUCAUAACCAUGUACUUGAAAUUUCAUGGAACAAAA
Mangifera indica (mango) is the source of this 1211-nucleotide messenger RNA. Its product is annotated as receptor-like protein kinase. The coding region runs from base 1 to 1134 and encodes 377 amino acids. Gene Ontology annotation, molecular function: protein binding. Lineage: Eukaryota; Viridiplantae; Streptophyta; Magnoliopsida; Sapindales; Anacardiaceae. The record is from RefSeq and is a predicted model, not a curated record. The transcript has a single exon.